Molecule: messenger RNA, 1009 nt
Organism: Capsella rubella
Lineage: Eukaryota; Viridiplantae; Streptophyta; Magnoliopsida; Brassicales; Brassicaceae
Exons: 1
Coding region: 666-869 (67 amino acids)
Source: RefSeq, a predicted model, not a curated record
AUUAAGUCUUAGAAAUUGGAAACUUAGCAACAACUUCUUUGUGGCAAUAUUUUCAUGAUAGAGUAGACCAAAGCCGAAACGUGUUAAAUUUUGAGGCCAAAAAAAAACAAAACAAGAAGAAGGAAGACACGAGUCUAAUAAUAAACAAUGCGUUUGCAUAAACUUGAAAACGAGUGAUCAAAAGAAACGUCUCAAGAGUGGAUAUCAAAACUAGAAUCUUCUAAGUUGACCAACGACUCGAGUCCGUCCACAUGGCAGCCUUUUCUAUAGUCUCUCAACGUUGAAUAAACCCGACUCGUUCGUUCGUUAUCCAAAGGUCAAAUUUAGAGAUAUACGUUAGGAGACUCUUUCACAAAUGUUUCAACGUUACCGACACGUAACCAUAAACUCACCGAACACCGUCUUUCACGUUUUGUUUAUAUAAAGAUAAAUUAUACUACGAAGGAUGAGUCGUCUCUCUGAAAUCACAAAACCCUUUAGUUUAUAUUUUUGGAGUUGAGACUAAACUCGGCGUUGCCCACCAAACCUAACUUCGCUUCUACUUCACACAAAGCUCGUGUCCUCCUGUCUUGGUACACACAAGAACAUAUAUAGUUUAUAUAAAGAGGUACGGUUCUCUUUGUUUCAGUGUAAGUUUGAUCUCUCGAGUUUGUGUAAUAAUAAAAAUGGAGAACAAGGUCAAUAACGGAAACGAGGAUGGUCCAAUAAUACAUAGCCAAGUGGUGAAGAUAAAGAAAGAGUUUGAGAAGAUUAGCCAACCGUCGUUGCAGCAGCCGGAGAUGAGGAGGGUUCUUAGCGAGAUCAAGAGGCGUCAACGUUCACGUUCUCCUCUCGGUCUUGGUGAGAGAUCUAUUUCCGUUGAGAAUUGACUUGAUCCAUAGCUGUUGACUUUGUAAUCCAGAGAGAGAGAGAGAGAGAGAGAGAGAGAGAGAUUUUGUUGUAUAUAUUUUGGUAUGUAAAUACUCUUUUGGUAUGAAUAUGAUGGAUACGUCUUCCCCUCUUUAUGCUC